GCUUGAGGAGCUGGUGUGAUCCCAGAAACUUUCCUCUGUGUAUACCAGAGAGGGGAGUAAAGGAAACCUGGUGCAAGAGAGGAAGCAGGGGAGAGAAGGGAGCUUGCUUUGUACACUGAGAAGGCUGUCAGAAGCAGACUGUACAAGCAGCACGCUGGCUGGUGCGCAGUUUAAGGAGCAGCACUUGUUGACUUUAUUCACUUAAUUCACUGAAGGAUGAGUAUGACAUCCAACUGCUGCUUCUAUAUGUUCUUGCUUAUUGGUACCAAGGUCAUCCACGACUCUUUGGAGGAUCAUGUUUCUGGAGUUGGGUUCAGAUGUCCCCUGGGCUACUUUCCGUGUGGCAAUAUCACAAAGUGUUUGCCCCAGCAACUUCACUGUAAUGGUGAGGAUGACUGUGGGAAUCGUGCUGAUGAAGACAACUGUGAAGAUAACAAUGGAUGGUCUCUGCAAUUUGACAAACAUUAUACAAAGGACAAAUAUAAUACGCUGAAAUCUCUGUAUGUGUUUAGGACAAAGACACCUGAAUGUUUAGCUGGUGCUGUGCCAGCAGAGUGUACCUGCCAAAGGCUGGAGAUCUUCUGUGAUGCUGCCAAGCUGCAUGCUGUCCCAUCAGUCUCUUCAAACAUAACCAUAAUGUCUCUUCAGAGGAAUCUGCUAAGGAAACUUGCUGCUGACGUUUUCAAGAAAUACCAAGACCUUAAAAAUCUGUAUCUUCAAAACAAUAAAAUCAGAGCAGUAUCUGAACGUGCUUUCAAAGGUUUAUAUAAAUUGACAAAACUAUACCUGAGUAACAAUAAGAUAACCAGUUUGAAGCCUGGUGUCUUCGAAGAUCUCCACAGACUCGAGUGGCUGAUAAUUGAAAAUAAUAGAAUAAAUCGGAUCUCUCCAUUAACAUUUUAUGGACUCAAGUCACUUAUUCUCCUAGAGAUGAUGAAUAACUCUCUUGCUCGUUUGCCUGAUAAACCUCUGUGCCAAUAUAUGCCAAGACUAAACUGGCUAGACCUUGAAGGCAACCAUAUCCAUCAUGUAAGGAAUGUCACUUUCGUCUCCUGCAACACUCUAACUGUACUGGUGAUGAGACGAAAUAAAAUCAGCUCUUUAAAUGAAAACAGUUUUUCUUCUCUUCAGAUGCUAGAUGAAUUAGAUUUGGCUAACAACAAGAUUGAAUCACUUCCUCCAUAUAUAUUUAAGGAUCUAAAGGAGCUUUCACAACUGAACCUUUCUUACAACCCGAUCAAGAAAAUACAAAUAGAUGAGUUUGAUUUUCUAAUUAAACUCAAAUCCCUCAGCUUGGAGGGCAUUGAAAUUGCAAACAUCCAGAGAAGAAUGUUCAGACCCCUGAGAAAUCUUUCCCACAUAUAUUUCAAGAAAUUCCAGUACUGUGGAUAUGCCCCUCAUGUGCGCAGCUGCAAGCCCAAUACCGAUGGGAUUUCAUCCCUUGAGAAUCUUUUAGCUAGCAUCAUACAGAGAGUGUUUGUCUGGGUUGUAUCUGCCAUCACCUGCUUUGGAAAUAUUUUUGUUAUCUGCAUGAGACCUUACAUCAGAUCAGAGAACAAGCUCCACGCCAUCUCGAUAAUGUCUCUCUGCUGUGCUGACUGUCUGAUGGGAAUAUAUUUAUUUGUGAUUGGAGCUUUUGAUCUUAAAUAUCGUGGAGAAUACAAUAAGCAUGCUCAGUUGUGGAUGGACAGUAUUCACUGUCAGUUGGUUGGAUCGCUGGCUAUUCUGUCUACAGAGGUAUCGGUCUUACUGUUGACUUACCUGACUUUGGAAAAAUACAUCUGCAUAGUUUACCCUUUUAGAUGUCUGAAGCCCCGAAAAUGCAGGACAAUUUCCAUUUUGGUUCUUAUCUGGAUUAUUGGGUUUGCUGUUGCAUUUAUCCCACUGAGCAAUAAGGAAUUUUUCAGGAACUACUAUGGCACCAACGGCGUCUGUUUUCCUCUUCAUUCAGAACAAUCAGAAAGUGCAGGAAGUCAGAUUUAUUCUGUUGUAAUUUUUUUAGGUGUAAACUUGGCAGCUUUUAUCAUCAUAGUGUUUUCCUAUGGGAGUAUGUUCUACAGUGUUCAUCAAACAGCUAUUACAGCUACUGAAAUUCGGAAUCACAUUAAAAAAGAGAUGAUCCUCGCUAAACGGUUUUUUUUCAUCGUAUUUACUGAUGCCCUCUGUUGGAUACCUAUUUUUAUUUUGAAACUCCUUUCUUUACUUCAAGUAGAAAUACCAGGUACCAUAACUUCUUGGGUGGUGAUUUUUAUACUGCCAAUAAACAGUGCUUUAAAUCCUCUUCUCUAUACUUUGACUACACGACCUUUCAAAGAAAUGAUUCAUCAGGUUUGGUAUAAUUACAGACAACGAAGAUCCAAAAGAGGUAAAGGCAGUCAGAAAGCAUAUGGUCCAUCAUUCAUUUGGGUAGAGAUGUGGCCAAUGCAUGAAAUGGCACCAAAGGUAAAGAAGCCUGUGCUUUGUACAGACUCCUCUGAAGCUUCAGUGACUACACAGUCAACAAGACUAAAUUCAUGCGCAUAAAUACGUUUUGAAUCUUCAUGGUGACACUGCACUGUUUUACAGCAAUGAGGAAAGAAGGAGGAGGUAUGACACCUGGGCUCACGUGAACAAAAGCAAGUAUAACUGACACAGUAAUUUUACCAUCUCACAAUGGCACCUGACAACUUGUCCCACAUCAGAAUGAGAAGUCAACAGUUUUUUUCCUCUCAGAAGUAGAGUAUGGAAAAAAAAUAAACUGUCACUUGAAACAUCUCACUCUGAAAGCAGAAUGUUUCAAAAUCAUCUACCCUGGGGGAAGGUUGAAGGUUGUUUUCAUUAGUUUGUUGGAGUUUUUUUUAAUUUCUCAUUCCAACAGCUGAGAUUUCUUUUAAGUUGGUUGGUUUCCUUGAUUAUAUUUUAGUGAUCAUUCCAAUUCAGACAGAAUGAACUGUGGAAUUUUUUUUAAGCUUGUUUUUUUCUCAACUGAGUGUGGAAUUUUCCCCCUUCAGAAAAACAUCCUUGCCUGGAAAGACUGGACUAAGUAUUUUAACGUCUUGAUGCUGCUCUUUCCCUCACUGGGCUUAAUGGGCUAUCAUAAGUAGCUCCACACAGGCGGUCUUCAGCAAAUUUCAGGUGUCCAUCUCUCUACGUGGAAUAAUGGGGGAUAGCCAAAUAGAAGACUUAACAGGUGUUAACGUCUACAUUUUAAUCCUCUUGUGCAUCUGAACCCACUACAGUUCAAAUAAGCUGCAGAGACAGUCAGCACUUCUGGGGGCAUUACUUCUCACCAUUACAAGGAUAAAAAACUAUCCCAUCUGAAACCAUCCUCUAGAGGCAGUUUCUUUGUGUACAUUUACUGAAGACAAUCUUUUCAAUUCUGAAUUAUGACUUCCCUACUUCUUUCAGUACCAUACUCAUGGUCUGAUGGCUUAGAAGCUCAUGCUAGUAAGAGAAAUAUUUCUUUCACAUUGAUGAUUUGAAACCUUUUAAAAUGAAGUUAAAAAUACUUCUAAUGUUUGCACUUCUUAACAGUGUAAGAAGUAGAAUUAAGUGUGACUCACACUUCAACUGUUUACAGAAUUUUGGAUUAUCUUGAAGAUUGUAAAGCAUCUUGUUUCCACUGCUGUAUGUUUUACUGAAAUAAAAGAUUAUCCAUUGAACAAAAUUA
Pogoniulus pusillus (Red-fronted tinkerbird) is the source of this 3649-nucleotide messenger RNA. RefSeq names its product relaxin family peptide receptor 1 (gene RXFP1). Gene Ontology annotation, cellular component: plasma membrane. Gene Ontology annotation, biological process: activation of adenylate cyclase activity; adenylate cyclase-activating G protein-coupled receptor signaling pathway; hormone-mediated signaling pathway. The transcript is spliced from 18 exons. NCBI's taxonomy places the organism in Eukaryota, Metazoa, Chordata, Aves, Piciformes, Lybiidae. The record is from RefSeq and is a predicted model, not a curated record. The coding region runs from base 217 to 2523 and encodes 768 amino acids. Gene Ontology annotation, molecular function: G protein-coupled peptide receptor activity; protein binding.